Messenger RNA from Coffea eugenioides, 1158 nucleotides. Its product is annotated as protein FAR1-RELATED SEQUENCE 7-like. Lineage: Eukaryota; Viridiplantae; Streptophyta; Magnoliopsida; Gentianales; Rubiaceae. Gene Ontology annotation, molecular function: zinc ion binding. Gene Ontology annotation, biological process: regulation of DNA-templated transcription. Bases 1 to 1158 code for a protein of 385 amino acids. The record is from RefSeq and is a predicted model, not a curated record. The transcript has 3 exons.
AUGGAUUGUAACAAAUUGGUAGAAGAUAGGACCCCUGAAUUAGAAAUGGAGUUCAAUAGUGAAGAGGAUGCGUACAAGUUUUACAACAACUAUGCCUUUAAAACGGAUUUUAAUGUAUGCAAAGACUAUCUAAAUAAAGACAAAGACGGUGUGACGACGUCUAGGAGAUAUAGUUACUGCAAGGAAGGUGUAAAACGCAAGUACGAAGGAAUGUUAAUUGAUUACAACUUUUUUGGAGACGUAGUCACAUUCGACACAACUUACAAAAUAAAUAAAGAAUACCACCCACUUGUAGUGUUUGUGGGUUUUAACCAACUUAGGCAAAUUGUGAUAUUCGAUGCUGCCCUUAUGUAUGAUGAGACUAUAGAUUCUUUCAAAUGGGUAUUUGGUACAUUUCGAAAAGUAAUGUGCGGAAAGCGUCCAAAUACCAUAUUAACCGAUCAAGAUCACGCCAUGGCAGCCGCUCUUUCAGUUAUCAUGCCAGAAACAUUUCACGGUCUAUAUACGUUUCACAUAAGGCGUAAUUUUAUGAAACAUCUUGGCAAUCAUUAUAAGAAAAAUAGUGAUCUUCCAUACAUGUUUGGUGCCUGCAUGUAUGAGUUUGAAGAAGUGGAACAGUUCAAUAGGGUGUGGGAGGCGAUGGUGAAAAAAUACAAUCUUGAAAAUAAUAAAUGGCUUUUCGAGUUGUAUCAAAUUCGUGAUAAGUGGUUCUUUAGACAUUUCAAUCGAGUGAUUGAUGAUAAGAGACAUAAUGAACUCAUCACAGAAUAUGAAAUGAGGCAAAAGCUCCCUAUGGUUGGGUUGAGGCAAACACCUGUGCUUGUACAUGCAACAGAAACGUAUUCACCCACCGUAUUUGUUGCAUUCCAAAAUGAAUAUGACGAGUCAACAGCUAUGGUUAUAUUGAGACAACAAGAUGCAGGGAUAUUUGUAGAGUUUGCGGUCAUGAGAUAUGAUGGAGGAUCUGAAAGAAUAGUGGUAUUCAAUCGGAAUGAUCUAAAUGUACAUUGUAGUUGCAAAAAAUACGAGAAUGAAGGAAUUUUGUGUGGACACUCAUUGAAGGUGUUUGAUACCGUAGGCAUAAAGACAAUUCCUCUUGAAUACGUUAAGAGACGAUGGACAAGAAGAGCUCGAGCUGGAGACUGUUUUGAUCGGUAA